Lampris incognitus (smalleye Pacific opah) is the source of this 2291-nucleotide messenger RNA. It is a transcript of the gene hsf2, whose product is annotated as heat shock transcription factor 2. The transcript is spliced from 12 exons. Gene Ontology annotation, biological process: regulation of DNA-templated transcription. Gene Ontology annotation, molecular function: DNA-binding transcription factor activity; sequence-specific DNA binding. The record is from RefSeq and is a predicted model, not a curated record. Bases 100 to 1671 code for a protein of 523 amino acids. NCBI's taxonomy places the organism in Eukaryota, Metazoa, Chordata, Actinopteri, Lampriformes, Lampridae.
UUAGGAGCAGAGCGCUUGUUUUUCACCCAUUAAAAACACUGCGAACAUUACGCAUCUGAAUUGGAGUGGUUUUUUUUUUUUGGUAACCGAAUUUUCAAAAUGAAACACAACUCAAACGUCCCCGCGUUUCUUACGAAGCUCUGGACACUCGUCGAGGAUGCGGAUACGAAUGAAUUUAUUUGCUGGAGUCAGGAGGGCAACAGUUUCCUGGUGCUGGAUGAGCAGCGCUUUGCAAAGGAGAUCCUCCCCAAGUUCUUCAAACACAAUAACAUGGCCAGCUUCAUCAGGCAGCUUAAUAUGUAUGGGUUCCGUAAAGUGAUGCACAUUGACACGGGUAUUGUUAAGCAAGAGAGAGAUGGACCGGUGGAGUUCCAACACCCCUACUUCAAACACGGACAGGAUGACUUGCUGGAACACAUAAAGAGAAAGGUUUCAAACGCUCGUCCUGAGGACAGUAAGAUCAGACAGGAGGAUUUGACCAAGAUCCUAGCUACUGUCCAGAACAUCCAUGGCAAGCAGGAGACUGUGGAUGCCAGACUGGCCACACUUAAAAGGGAGAAUGAAGCACUAUGGAGGGAAAUCUCAGAUCUAAGACAGAAGCACGUCCACCAGCAACAACUCAUCAAGAAGCUGAUACAUUUCAUUGUCACAUUGGUACAGAACAACCGCAUUCUGAAUUUAAAACGUAAAAGGCCAAUCCUCAUGAACAGCAAUGGAAAGAAGUCCAAGUAUAUUCACCAGCUUUUUGAUGACCAAGUGCGUGUGGAACAGUCAUCUGUCAACAGCCUGAACAGUGUGAAGGGCUCGGAGCUGUCGGAUGACGUUGUCAUCUGUGACGUGACGGAUGAGGAUGCCGAGAUGGCUGCUGAGCUCACAGAGAGCCCCUCCAGAGUCCUGGACCAAAGUGAUGUAGAGAUUGUGGAAGUAGAAUUAGACAAUUGCUCGGUUCUACCAGCUGAGACUGAGGUUAGCACCACCUGCACAGACGACAUGAAACAAACAGACCCCGGCGAAUUAACAGAACUGGAGGAGAGCCAGAGGAGCAGUUGUUCAGAUGGUAGCCUUCCCACCAAUAGUGCCCUGCAGCUGAACAAACCUUCAGGACUGAGUCUGGAGGAUCCUAUGAAACUGAUGGAGUCGAUACUGAAUGAGAACGGGGCCAUCUCUCAGAACAUCAACUUGCUGGGAAAGAUGGAGCUGAUGGACUAUCUUGACAGCAUUGACUGUAGUUUGGAGGAUUUCCAGGCCAUGCUUUAUGGGAAACAGUUCAACAUUGACGCAGAAGUCGAAGAGGAGAGCAUGGCAUCCAAAGAAAACACAGCACAGCUGAACAGAGGCAAGGCAGCGGAAGACAACACAGAUAAGCAGUUGAUCCAGUACACCUCCUGCCCUCUGCUGGCCUUUCUUGACGGUUGCACCCCAACCACUGAGCUGGAUUUAAGCAGCACCACUUUAGCCCACACCAACCCUCCACCCACUUCAACCUCCACCUCGUUAUUAGGAGCAGAGCCUCCCGUAGACCUGCUGGAGAGCUCCCUGGAGUCACAGGGACCCUCCCGGAGCUCCCUGAUCAGACUAGAGCCCCUCACAGAGGCAGAGGCCAGUGAGGAGACACUCUUCUACCUCUGUGAACUUGCGCCUGACGGGUGCAGCGUGGAUGCAAUUGAAUGAGGUAGAAGUGGGGGGGAGGGUGCUGUUGUUUCUCAUGCCAACCCAGCAGUUCUGAAGUUAUAUAGUUUCAAAGUAAUAUUGUUUGUUCACCAUCAGAAGGGGCAGCAAGAGCAGGUAGACAACCUUGCCAGUUACAGACACCUGCUAGGAUUUGACUGAUGUUCCCAAUCCCACACUGAAGAGAGAGAGACAUGUCCUCAUUAUUCAUCGCUCCUUUUGCCUGAGGUGUGUGUUCUGUAGAAGCACACAUUCAUUGAUUGUUGUAAAAAGCAAUAGGCUGGUUUAAGCACAGGCCAUAGAAUUUCUUCCAUGUGGCUUUUCCAUUCCUUUAUUUCUGCAUUUCUUCUGAGGAAGCACACUGUCAAAGAGGAGGUUUAAGACACAGAAAAGGGUCACUUUGGAUAAAGUUGUGAACCGACACUGAUCUAGGAUCAGCAAAUACAUGCAUUCACUAUCAACAAGGGGUGCAUCAGAAUUGGGCUUAGAGCAGCAUCUUGAUAAGGCAACUUCCCUUGAUUCUCAACUGAACCUUUGUAUAUACUCGUGAAAUCUAUUUAUUGUGAUUUUUGUUUAUCUUUUUAUACAUACAGUGCAUCUGGAAAGUAUUCACACCCCUUCAC